UGCUCUGCUUGCGCUUGCUUGAGCGCCCAGGGCAUGGCACAUGAAAGGCAUUGGUGCGCGAUCCAAUUGUCAUGGAAGGUUAUCCACCGUAUGUACGAAGUAGUGGGGUGUCUCUGGGCGCUGACCAGGGGGGAGAGGGAGGUCUCAGGGGGUUGAUGCCGUGUGCCGUGGCAAGUAGAUGAGGUACCUCGGAGUUGCAUGAUGGCAUGCAUAUCGAUAUGAACAGACACACACCAGAGCGCCAAACGGGCAUCGCGUUGCUGGGCAUGACCCGGCGGCUGGAAACAGGAACAAAAAGGCACACCCACCAGGCGUCCGGAAAGAUGGGGGGCGCCUCGGCGAUGGGAACGCCAAGCAUCGGGGAUCGAGGAAAUCAGCCAAAAACCAGGGACGGGGAUGACCGGUCAGCCGGCGUGCCCAAGCACUCCAAGGACUCGAAGAAGGGCACCAAAAGGACGCCACAUGCGCCGUUGAAACGCUCGUCGACCUGUGAACCGACGGGGGAGAAAGCGUGGGCGAAGUGGAUGAGCUCGCGGUCGAGAGAAAAUGAUUGGGUGACAGGAAACGUCCCCGUUAAUCCGGGGCUCCCAGUUGCUCGCGGUCGAGUCCUUGGCCCGCUCUCGACUACCAGCCGGCGAUGUGUGGGGCCGGUCUCAUGCGGGCGACGGCGGGUGACUGGCGGGUUCCCUCGUUCACCAGGCUUCGAGAAGGGGAGCGGGGCCGUUGCGCUAGCCAAUCUUGGGGUGUGUUCGGGGGGAAGCGACGACGCUAACCCGAGUCUUGCGGGCUGCCGUUCCCUGCAUGCGGCUCCCCUCGUCUGGCCUCUCACAGACGAGGCCGGCGAAGGUCUUUGCUGCGAAGGUUUGCGAACAUCGCAUUACCCGUCUUGGCGUACAUUUAGCCUAAAAAUCUCGGCUGUUGAGAGGACAAGGGUGGCUGGCGCGAGCUGGACUCCUGGACCGAGCUCUCAGGCCCAGCUCGAACUCAGCCUGCAGAGUUCUAGGGUGUCCUCGGACAUCUCCAUGCCUCAAAGGGGAUAUGUUAGCUGAUUCGGAAGGCAUCGGGGCCGGGCUGGUGGAUCUGGCCAGGCGCGCUCUGCCGAGGCGACACCUGAUCUCAUGACGCUUCUGUUUUCUUCCUUUUCGCCAAGCUGACGACUGCGGGUCUGGAUUUCGGAUCCUCCUCAUG
This is a messenger RNA of Chaetomium fimeti, 1188 nucleotides long. RefSeq lists its product as uncharacterized. Lineage: Eukaryota; Fungi; Ascomycota; Sordariomycetes; Sordariales; Chaetomiaceae. The record is from RefSeq and is a predicted model, not a curated record. The coding region runs from base 207 to 1049 and encodes 280 amino acids. The transcript has a single exon.